Fomitiporia mediterranea MF3/22 is the source of this 1790-nucleotide messenger RNA. Its product is annotated as N-myristoyl transferase. The transcript has 9 exons. Lineage: Eukaryota; Fungi; Basidiomycota; Agaricomycetes; Hymenochaetales; Hymenochaetaceae. Gene Ontology annotation, biological process: N-terminal peptidyl-glycine N-myristoylation. Gene Ontology annotation, cellular component: cytoplasm. Gene Ontology annotation, molecular function: glycylpeptide N-tetradecanoyltransferase activity. The record is from RefSeq and is a predicted model, not a curated record. Bases 19 to 1710 code for a protein of 563 amino acids.
AGCUUGCAUGUGCUCGAAAUGACCUCCGACAAGGCGAAAGUCGAAGAAGUACUCGAUGCAGUGCAAAUCGAAGAUGAAGGUCCCAACGAAGUCCAUGAUUCGGACAGUGAUGUAGACGAUGGAGCACCGGAUACGGUUCAUGACGGUCCAGACACACCCGGUGCAGGUUCAUCUUCGCAGAGCAAGAAAAAGAAGAAAAAGAAAUCGAAAGCAGCGAAAUUACUCAACUCUCUGAGGCCUGGACAGAAAGAGAUACCUCAGUCGGUCGUGGACAAAGUGAUGGAGAGAGUGCGGGAGGAGCAUGGCGCAGACGUUGCUGGAGCUGAUGAGGAGACUGUUCGGAAGGCACUCGAACAUCUGAAGGUAAUGGAUGUUAUACAGGGUAAGGCGGGGGUUGCAGGGAGAGGAAAGAAGGAUAUGGGGACGCAUAAGUUCUGGGGAACUCAACCAGUGCCUCAACCUGGUGAAGGCCCUCCAAUAGAAGAUGGGUGGAUCGAACCACCCGUUCCCCGUGAACAGGUCCGCCAGGAUCCGUUCCCAUUACCCAAUGAAUUUGAAUGGAUCACCACAGACCUUGACGAUCCGAAACAAUCCAAGGAAGUCUACGAUCUGCUGAGUUUGCACUUCGUAGAAGACGAUAACGCUACAUUCCGUUUCCAAUAUCCAGUCGAAUUCCUUGAAUGGGCAUUAAAACCGCCGGGAUACCAUAAAGAAUGGCAUAUUGGCGUUCGCGUGAAAUCCAACAAGAAACUUGUCGGGUUUAUCUCUGCUGUACCGAUAACAAUACGGGUCCGCGGAAAUACAUUCCAUGCCAGCGAGGUCAACUAUCUCUGCGUUCACAAGAAGCUACGAUCCAAACGUCUUGCGCCGGUCUUGAUCAAGGAAGUUACUCGACAAUGUCACCUCAAGGGUAUUUUCCAAGCGAUUUAUACAGGUGGAGUCGUUAUACCGACGCCUGUAUCUACUUGCAGAUACUUCCAUCGCACAAUCAACGUCUCUAAACUGGUUGACGUCGGAUUCACCUUCGUUCCACGGAAUAUGACUCUCGCACGGAUGACCCGUCUGCACAGGCUCCCCUCAACGCCACAUCUUGUGAACGCAGGCCUGCGUGAGAUGCAGGAGAAAGAUAUCGCACAGGUCGCACAGCUGUACAUGCGUUACAUGGAGAGGUUCACGAUGUUUCCUAUUAUGUCGCUUGACGAGCUUCGACACCAGUUUUUGAGUGGGAUUGGAACUGGACCGGCACCGGAGAAUUGGCAGGGGAGGAGGGAGAAGCAGGUCGUUUGGGCUUAUGUGAUUGAAAAUCCUGCGACGCAUAAAAUCACUGACUUCUUCACAUUCUACGCUCUCCCCUCCACAAUCAUGCAAAGCACGAAAUACAACCUCCUCGAAGCCGCAUACCUCUUUUACUACGCUACGGACGUCGUAUUUCAAGACGCCCCCGUUUCGGCUGAGGAAGAUGGACGGUUGAAGAGGAGGUUACUGGAACUUGUGACGGAUGCACUGAUCAUUGCGUCCGCCGCGGGCUUUGACGUGUUCAAUGCGCUUUCGUUGAUGGAUAAUUAUCAAUUUUUGACUGAUUUGAAGUUUGGACAAGGAGAUGGGUUGUUGAACUACUACCUUUACAAUUGGCGAACGGCACCUUUAGCAGGGAUGAAUGAAGCGGGAGGCGUUCCAGCAGGGAAAGGCGUUGGUGUAGUGAUGCUAUAGCGGUUCAUAUCCCCAGGCAAUAAGAAACACGUUUAAACACGAUUAAAAGUAUCUGUCAAUUAAGCUGUAGAUCUCUCAAC